Messenger RNA from Biomphalaria glabrata, 2187 nucleotides. Its product is annotated as actin-2-like. The transcript is spliced from 7 exons. Bases 430 to 2070 code for a protein of 546 amino acids. Lineage: Eukaryota; Metazoa; Mollusca; Gastropoda; Planorbidae. The record is from RefSeq and is a predicted model, not a curated record.
GGUAACAAUGAAGAAAUCGAGUACAGUUAAUAAGAAAAAUAAUGCAGAUAAUAUGGAAUAUUAAAAAUAAAAAACUGGGCCAAAAUAUAAAGUUACGAUUUCUCACACAAUCUAAAGCUCCAUUGAACGAAUCACUUAUGUGUACCCGGGAUUAGGUUAUCGACCAUGACUAUGCCGCUAUAUUUACAACUCUACCCGCUGCCCAGAAACUUAUAUGGCUAUGUCGGCUGCUUCAGUCCUAAUAAGGACAAUGAGUCGAAUGGAUAAUUCAUCGAAGUAUUGUGCUCGGGUACUGGUGCUAACAAGAUAUAAAGGCUGUGACAAGAAGGUGAAACUUUCAGAGUAACAGAGAAAGAGAAUUCACUUUCCACUAGUACAGACAUUAAUUGUUCGAAUAGACUCACACAUUCUUUGAAGAGAAAAAAAAAUAUGUACGACGAGGAGGUUGCUGCUUUAGUUGUAGACAAUGGGUCAGGAAUGUGCAAGGCCGGCUUUGCUGGGGACGAUGCCCCAAGAUCAGUUUUUCCUUCUAUUGUUGGGAGACCAAGACAUCAGAUUUUGAUGGCUGGUAUGGGUCCAAAGGACAGUUACAUCGGGGACGAGGCGCAGUCUAAAAGGGGAAUUCUAACCCUCAAGUACCCCAUCGAGCACGGCGUAGUGACCAACUGGGAUGACAUGGAGAAGAUCUGGCACCACACUUUUUACAACGAGCUGAGAGUGGCGCCUGAGGAGCACCCUGUGCUACUGACCGAGGCGCCGUUAAACCCCAAAGCAAACAGAGAAAAAAUGACACAAAUUAUGUUUGAAACAUUCAACACACCAGCAAUGUAUGUCUCCAUUCAGGCCGUGUUGUCACUCUAUUCCUCUGGAAGAACCACAGGUAUCGUCCUUGAUUCUGGAGAUGGUGUGUCCCACACAGUACCUAUAUAUGAAGGCUAUGCUCUGCCCCAUGCAAUAGCCAGAUUGGAUCUCGCAGGACGAGAUCUCACCGAAUACAUGAUGAAGAUUCUGACAGAAAGAGGCUACUCCUUCACUACCACCGCUGAGCGAGAGAUCGUGCGUGACCUCAAAGAGAAACUCUCGUAUGUUGCCCUGGACUUUGAAAUGGAGAUGAAUACGGCAUCUACUUCAUCGUCUUUGGAAAAGAGCUAUGAGCUUCCAGAUGGACAGAUCAUCACCAUUGGAAACGAGAGGUUCCGGUGUCCAGAAGCACUCUAUCAGCCCAGCUUCCUUGGCAUGGAGACUCCGGGCAUUCACGAAGUGACCUACAAUUCCAUUAUGAAAUGUGAUGUGGACACAGCUCUGUAUGUAGCCAAUCAGGCCGUGUUGUCACUCUUCUCUUCGGGGACAUACACUGGUACUGUCCUUGAUUCUGGAGAUGGUGUCACCCAUACAGUACCUAUAUAUGAAGGCUAUGCUCUGCCCCAUGCAAUCUCCAGACUGGAUCUCGCGGGACGAGAUCUCACCGAAUACAUGAUGAGAAUUCUCACACAAAGAGGCUACUCCUUCACUACCACCGCUGCGAGAAAGAUCGUACGUGACCUCAAAGAGAAACUCUCGUAUGUUGCCCUGGACUUUGAAAUGGAGAUGAAUACGGCAUCUACUUCAUCGUCUUUGGAAAAGAGCUAUGAGCUUCCAGAUGGACAGACAAUCUCUAUCACUAUUGGAAAUGAGAGGUUCUGGUGUCCAGAAGCACUCUAUCAGCCCAGCUUCCUUGGUAUGGAGACUCCUGGCAUUCACGAAAUGACCUACAAUUCCAUCAACAAAUGUGAUAAAGACAUCCGAAAGGAUCUCUAUGCAAACAUAGUUAUGUCAGGGGGAAGCACCAUGUUCCCUGGAAUAGCCGACAGAAUGCAGAAAGAGCUAACAAGCUUAGCGCCAAGUUCAAUGAAAAUCAAAGUGAUUGCUCCCCCUGAGAGGAAGUACUCUGUCUGGAUUGGUGGAUCCAUCUUAGCCUCACUUUCAACUUUCCAGCAGAUGUGGAUUUCAAAACAAGAGUAUGACGAGUCAGUAUUCGAUGUCUGGCAUGGGUCAGAAGGAAUGUUACAUUGGAGACGAGGCUCAGGCUAAAAGAGGAAUUUUAAACUUUAACUGUCCCAUCGAGCGCGGCGUAGUGACCAACUGGGAAGAAAUGGAGAAGAUCUGGCACCACACUUUUUACAACGAGCUGAGAGUGGCGCCCGAGGA